This is a messenger RNA of Sphenostylis stenocarpa, 903 nucleotides long. The record is from the annotation of a GenBank genome assembly. Lineage: Eukaryota; Viridiplantae; Streptophyta; Magnoliopsida; Fabales; Fabaceae.
AUGGGAUCUCAAGUUGGGGCAGUUCAAGAGUCAAAGACUACUACCCCUUUGGUUAGACAAGGAUCCUUGUACAAUCUGACCCUCGAUGAGGUGCAUAACCAGCUUGGGAAUUCGGGGAAGCCACUUGGCAGCAUGAAUCUUGAUGAGUUGUUGAAGAGUGUGUGGAGUGCUGAAGUUGGUGGUGAGGCCCCUGGUUUGGACUUUGGUGGUGGUGAUGCUGACAUGCAGCAUGCCCCGGCUGCUUCUUGCUCCUCUCUGAAUCCUCAGGGGAGCCUAGCUUUGUCAAGGGAUCUUAGCAGGAAAACUGUUGAUGAGGUGUGGAGAGAUAUGCAGCUGAAGAAGGGUUCUAAUAGGGAUAAUAAAACCCAGGAAAGACAGCCUACACUGGGUGAGAUGACUCUGGAGGAUUUCUUGGUGAAGGCUGGAGUGGUUGCUGAUUCAAAUGGGGCUUUCUCACAACAUAGCCAUUGGGUGCAAUACCAGCUCCCUUCAGUGCAGCAGCAGAAUAUGAUGGGGGGUUAUGUUGCUGGCCAUGCCAUUCAGCAGCCUUUCCAGGUUGCGGUGAACCUAGUUCUGGAUGCUGCUUACACCGAGACGCCCACUUCUUUAAUAGGAGCGUUAUCGGAUACACAAACUCCCAGUCGAAAAAGGGAGGCCUCUGGUGAUGUGGUAGAGAAAACUGUGGAGAGGAGGCAGAAAAGAAUGAUUAAAAAUAGAGAAUCUGCUGCUCGAUCUCGGGCAAGAAGACAGGCAUACACACAAGAACUGGAGAUUAAAGUUAAGCAAUUAGAAGAGGAGAAUGAAAGGCUUAGAAGACUGAAUGAGAUCGAGAGGGCAUUGCCAUCUGUGCCACCACCUGAGCCUAAGCAUCAGCUUCGCAGAACUAGUUCAGCCAUCUUUUGA